AUGUCUCAGCCGAAGAUUACAUUCUACGUGGACAUUGUGAGCCCGUUUGCCUACAUUGCUUUCCACGUCCUCAAGAAUUCAAAGGCCUUCAAACAGGUCGAGGUGCAAUAUGUGCCGAUCCUGCUUGGGGGUUUGAUGAAGGUCUGUGGGAACACACCGCCGCUGAACAUUAAGAACAAAGACAAGUGGAUCAAUACGGAGCGCCAGCGCUUGUCGAAACAGUUCAACGUGCCCAUCCUGCAAGAUGCUCCGCCUGGCUUCCCUGUCAGCACAUUGCCCAUUCAGCGCGCCCUGGUAUCUCUCUCGCUCUCUCACCCACAAAAACUUGAACGCGCAAUAGAGCUCUGCUACGAAAAUUUCUGGGCGCACUGGAACGACCCGACUAAGCCGGAGAAUCUGCAGGCUAUCCUUGGGACUGUUUUGGGCAGUGACGAAGAGGCGCAAAAGGUGAUCGCGAGGACGAAGACCGAUGAGGUGAAGCAGGCUCUGGGCGGAAACACUACCAAGGCGUUUGAAGACGGCGCCUUUGGGCUGCCAUGGUUUGUCGGUAAGCGCAGAAUUGGUGCUCUGUCAGAUAAUCAGAAAGUGUUUGUUGACCAUGUGCGGCAGCUACCAACGCGAGAGGAGAGACUGAGGGGUACUGGGGCGUCGAUCACAUGGGUCAGCUAUGUGACCAUUUGGGUCUGGAGAGGCCGUCUAAUCCAGUCUACUGAAGAAAUGGAUUACUACCGACAAAAUGAACUCCCCGAGACGGUCAAGCGUUACAAGACCUACACCGACCAAUUCCAAGCGUGGUUGCUCCAGACAGCCUUCCAACGUGGCGUGGAGAUUGCAAAUGUGGUUGCAGACCAGGCUAAGAAGAAAAAGAACAAGAAGGGCUACAGAAUACCGCUACAAAAACAGGAGCAGCUCGUCAACGCCAUAGCCGCUACGAGCAUUCCGCUCGCGGACACCAGUGGUAUCGACGACCUGGGAGACGCUAUCCGGUCAAGGAAGGAGGUAACGCAAUAUCACAAACACAAUAACACGGCGGACCUGGGUCAUGAAUACUUCAAUGGCAGCUUAGAAGCGCUCAUGGCGGUGCUGAAGGAUCUUGUCCCCGGUAUCAAUAAGGCUCGAAACGGCAAGACUGACACGCCUACCCUUGUCUUCAUCCAGUUUCCCGCCGAGUCCAACAAAAGCCAAGACGAACAGGACGAUUUACUUGAGAAGAUGCGGAAGCGGGACCAGGUUGACAUGGAUGAUGGCAGCCAGCAGCAGCAGCCUCUGACUUCCAAGACGAAGACGAAGGCGCCGAUACCAGAGGAGAACCUGCUGACUGCAGAGGAGGAACAGUUGCGCCGUGACUUUCUUGUACUCUGCUUCCUCUACAAGUUCAACCGCAUACGGGCUGUCAUCUACGAGGUGUGGGUCGCUUACCAUGAGGGCCAUGUCAAUGCGAUGACCGCAGCGCUAGUGACCGACCUCGCCCAGGAUCAUUUGCACCAGAACGUCAAGGCACUGAUGGAGGAGCUCGAUUUGCUACCAGGAGACCUGGCCAUACUCAUCCGUCAGCUUUUCGAUACGAUCAAAGCAGCUCCCAACACUGGAGCACAGAACGCAGCAACACCGCUCACUGAAAAGGCACUGCGUCACCUGUUUUGUCUGGAUGAUGCUGCCGUCUUGAUCAAGAGCUACGUCACGAAUAAGCGCCCGAUGAAGGACAGUAUUGGCAACGACAUCCAGGAGCACCCUCUCAUGAUAUUCUUGAGGUUCUUCGACGUUAUUCGCAAGGGCAACCUCAAGCUUCCAAAGUGGGAUCACUUUACCGCAGAGAUGCUGUUGCAUCAGAGUACAUCACAAGACUACCUACCCUUCGGCCUUGCCAUUGUUCUCGACAUCCAAGAGGCAGUGCGCGACGACUGUCGUCGGAUGCUACGCGACCUCACCGAGCACGGCUUAGACAUCGCCAGAUGUAUCCGUUGUCAUGUCGACUACGAAGACCGCAUGUGGGCCAAGGGAACAAAGCCUGACUACAUGUGCAAAGAAGAGAUCAAGUUCAGUACCCUCCUGUUGAAGCCUCUAGACAGGCUGUUGGACUGGCUGCAAGAUGUUCUGAAUUCGCGAGAAGUGCCGAUGGCUGCUAGCGUCUUCAUCACCGUUCAUUCGACGCUCGCGGGACUUUCAAUGUGGCACUACAACCAGAUCUACCACCAUACUACCAUUGCCAAGAUACAGUGGUUCAUCAAUGGCCUCGCUCACCUCUACAACGCCGCCUGCCAAAUCGGCGGUCUGAACAUCCAGUGGCCAGACCUCGACUAUCUGAUCAAGAUGCAUGGGUACCUCCCUCGGGUGCCGAAACAAGUUGGAGUGAAACGCGGUUUACGGAGUGAUUUGCCAUUGGAGGCUAAGAUUUCCGAUUACUAUGGCCCGAACCCGGACAAUAACCGUUGGUUGAGGCGUCAUGCAGUCUUCAACCAUCUCUACCGACGGAAAGAGGCUGUUGGAGGCGCAUCAGACGAUGACUGCAAACAGGCUAGACGGAUCUCAGAGGACUUGCGAGGCACGUUUGCCGAUCUAGCAACCAAGAUCACGCCCUCGAAGCCAAGGCGAAAAGGCAAGGACAAGGCCAGGGUACGCAAACCCGAUUUCGACAAGCAGGACGAGACACACGCCAAGCUGCUAGGUACCAUGAGGUCAGAACUGCAGGAGAACGAAGUACACAGUAACUUUGACUUCCUCUCCUUCUAUCGUCGCGCCUUCGGCCUCGUUCUACGCCUUCGCGAGGAAGUUCUCAUGAGCGACGAUGUACGGCGCUCCCGGGCUGAAGACAUCAAUGCAAAUCCCGAGCCCCACAAUUUCCAACUGAUAACAGAUCUCUUCCGCGAUCUUCGAAUUGAGCCCAAGACUAAGAAAGAAGAAGAGGCCGAAGCGAAGGAGGGUGCUGGACAGCAGCUCUCAGCCAAAGUCGUACCGUUGAAGCAGAUUCGACGUGUCGCUGAGAUGAUGCAUGACUUGACCCUUGCCAAGGGUGAUGUGGAGUUGAGGCGCGCCAAGUUACGGGUCAAGGGGGAUUGGGAGGGUCUCAAGGCUUCGUAUGCUGCUGAAGAAGCUGAGAAAGAGGCUUCUGGUGUCGAAGAGAGCGUUCCACAGGCAGAAUCCGAAGACGAAGUGGUGACUGAGGUUUCCGAUGCUUUAGAUGGCCUUGCGCCUCCGCUGAGCAUCGUCAACGGCACCAAGCGCACGUUCGAGGCAGAUCGAGACUCAGAAGAUGGUGGGACGUAUACGCUGGGGUCUCAGAUCUUGGGACAAAAGCAUACACAGUGCGACACGAAAAACUGGUCAGACGAGCCUGAUAGUCUAGAAGUCCUUGAUGUCGCUAUCGAUACCCAGGAUAUGGAGGCCCUGUCACGCUUCGAGGACAAGAGAAAUGACAUCAGGCGCAAAUACGAAGCGGACGUUGACUCCGCGAACCGCCCAGUUCACUUGCUCAACUCAGGCGGUUGGAACGGCGCAUGUGUAGAAGUCGCUGCGGACGAACACAUCCCCACUUCCAUUGCGCCCGAAGCAGACCAGCGCCAUUCCUUGGGCUCGCAAAUCAGUCAGGUCAUGGGCACUGCUGCCGCAAUCUCACUCGCAGCACCCAUCAACGAUGACAACAAACACAGCGGCACAAGAUCUAUAGGCACUACGUCUCGCAAAUCCCGUAUCACGGCCAUCUUUCCUUCGUCAUCGUCUAGGAACACCAAGCUUCUAGCGCUAACCCAGCCGCGAAAGGCCUCAUUCCACCGUCUCUCUGGUACCGCUAGGAAGCAUCGCAUCACCUUUCACUGCUACACGCGAUGCGCUAUGGCUCGUGCCCUACAUGGCCAGCAGACUCGUCUGCAGCGACGAAUGGCGAUUGCCAUUGCGGAGCUGAGGAAGAAGGUCAGGAGGGAUUCGGCCGGUAAGUUUUGA
Messenger RNA from Alternaria ethzedia, 3936 nucleotides. RefSeq lists its product as uncharacterized. NCBI's taxonomy places the organism in Eukaryota, Fungi, Ascomycota, Dothideomycetes, Pleosporales, Pleosporaceae. The record is from RefSeq and is a predicted model, not a curated record. Bases 1 to 3936 code for a protein of 1311 amino acids. The transcript has 7 exons. Gene Ontology annotation, molecular function: oxidoreductase activity.